Molecule: messenger RNA, 3441 nt
Organism: Sclerotinia sclerotiorum 1980 UF-70
Lineage: Eukaryota; Fungi; Ascomycota; Leotiomycetes; Helotiales; Sclerotiniaceae
Exons: 5
Coding region: 1-3441 (1146 amino acids)
Biological process (GO): mitochondrial DNA replication
Cellular component (GO): gamma DNA polymerase complex; mitochondrion
Molecular function (GO): DNA binding; DNA-directed DNA polymerase activity; 3'-5' exonuclease activity
Source: RefSeq, a predicted model, not a curated record
AUGCUUCUUUCACUCCGCGCUGGUCGUGCAAGUAGGCCAAGCGCAAGCUUUAUUCGCCUUGCAAAGUAUCGAGCCCAGAAGCCUCAACAUAUCCUGAUACCCUUUAGGCCAUGGCGAACAUAUUCCACCGAAGCAGAUGCUGCAAGGGAAGAGUCAGCCAGUACAAUUGGUCAACUCAAAGACGACCCGGAACUUCGAUUAAAUGAGAUAGGAGUACAACAAAUAAGUGGUUAUGUGUACUCUCAAAUAUUCGCGACGGAACAAUCGCCUCCUUCCCAAGAACUCAUAGAUCUCUCAAUGGAUCAUUUGCGAAGGCAUGAACUGUUUGGGAAAAACACCGACCAUGCCCCUCCAAUAUGCUUCGACCUUCCUGAACUACAUGGUGACACACUUGAUGAGCAUUUCUACAAAUUAGGUAUUGAUGCUUCCGAACCAUACUUGACAUAUGCGAAGGAUUUCGCCAAGGUGGAAACCCCUCCUCGGCCGCUAGAAUGGUCACAUCAAAGCGGAUGGACGAAAUACGGUGGCGAUGGUUCGAUGGAAAGCGUCGAGGCGCCAAAUGAGGAUAUGUUAUGUUUCGAUACGGAAGUUAUGUGGAAAGAAAGUUCAUUUGCCGUGAUGGCUUGUGCCAAUAACUUCUUGGACACUAUGUCAUUACACGUUGCUGUCAAUGGAAUGUGUUCACGUCAAAGACCAACAUGGAUGAAGCAUAGAAAAGAUCGAGAAUUACGCGAAAAGAUCGCUGCGGAGACGGACAAUGCGGAAUUAGCAUCAUUGCUAGGGCAAAGGUCUCUUAUGGAAGAGGAGGAAGCAGAAUUAUGGAUAGGCAGAAGUUCUGUCAAUUCAUUGAGGGAUGUUGCCAAAUUUCAUCUCAAUGUCACAAUCGACAAAGCGGAAAGAGAUGCAUUUGGUGAAUGUGGCCGCGAAGAAAUCAUGGCGAAGCUUGAUUCACUUUUAGAUUAUUGUGCAGCGGACGUUGACAUAACCCAUCGAGUUUACAAAAGAGUAUUUCCCAAUUUCAUCGAAACAUGCCCGCAUCCCGUCAGUUUCGCGGCGCUGAGACAUCUCUCAUCGGUAAUACUCCCAGUCAAUAGGUCAUGGGAAUCCUACGUCGCGAAUGCCGAAGCUACAUAUCUCAAACUGUCUGAUGCAGUGCAAGAGCGACUUCUUGCACUUAAAGAGAAGGCGUUGGAGAUCAAGGAUGAUAAACCGACAUGGAGUAAAGAUCCUUGGCUGAGACAGCUUGAUUGGUCCGGUCAAGAGAUCAAGUACCUGAAGAAAAGAACAAAGGACGGGGAUUUGAAGCCAGCUAAACAAAAGAUGGCUGGUAAGCCAAAAUGGUAUAAGGAUCUCUACCCAACAGCCGCUGGUCCUAUUAAUUUAUCGGUCCGCACUCGAAUCGCGCCGUUACUUCUACGCCUAGCCUGGGAUGGUUAUCCAUUAGUAUGGUCUGACAAAUAUGGCUGGACCUUCAGAGUCCCAAUUGAAGAGGCACAUAAGUAUACUGAAAAGCAGAUGCAAGAGUGUAAUGCAUUUGAAGCUCCUGAUAUGGCUCUACGAGACGAUACUUCCGCUGCUUACUUCAAAAUUCCGCACAAGGACGGACCAUUGGCAAGGUGUGGAAAUCCAAUGGCGAAAAGUUACAUGCAAUACUUCGAGAAAGGUAUACUUUCAUCCGAGUUUUCGUAUGCAAAAGAAGCACUUCAGAUGAAUGCUUCUUGUUCUUACUGGAUAAGUGCGAGAAGACGUAUACAGUCCCAGAUGGCUGUCUACGAGACGGACGGAGCAAAGGGCCCUGCAACAUCAGAAUCACAGUCGGAAUCACAUUCAGAAUCGCAAUUAGAAUCACAAUCAGAAAAUCAAUUAGAGUCCCAGAUGGCUGUCUAUGAAACAGAUGAAGCAAAGGGCUCGGCAACAUCAGAAUCGCAGUUGGUGUCGCAAUUAGAAUCGCAGUCCGAAUCGCAAUCGGAAUCGCAGUCAAAGCCACAGUUAAAAUCGCCGUCAGAGACGGGCUAUAUUUUACCACAGGUCAUUCCUAUGGGGACGGUGACCCGGAGGGCUGUCGAAAACACAUGGCUUACAGCAAGUAAUGCCAAGAAGAAUCGUGUCGGCUCAGAACUAAAAUCAAUGAUAAAGGCACCACCCGGUUAUUGUUUUGUUGGUGCAGAUGUGGAUUCUGAAGAAUUAUGGAUUGCUAGUCUCGUUGGAGACGCCCAGUUCAAACUACAUGGCGGGAAUGCCGUCGGCUUUAUGACUCUAGAGGGUACCAAAGCAGCUGGUACGGAUCUUCACUCUCGAACAGCGAGUAUCCUUGGUAUCACCAGGAAUGAUGCCAAAGUCUUCAACUACGGUCGGAUAUACGGGGCUGGUUUGAAGUUCGCGUCAACCCUGCUCCGGCAAUUCAAUCCUAGUCUUUCGGAAUCUGAAACUUCAGAGACUGCUGCCAAUCUCUAUAAAGCUACCAAAGGCGUGAAGACCAAUAGAAAAGCUCUCCAUCCCGGGCCCUUCUGGCGUGGGGGAACUGAAAGCUUUGUGUUCAACAAGUUGGAAGAAUUCGCAGAACAAGAAAAGCCACGGACCCCAGUUUUGGGUGCAGGAAUAACACAAGCCCUGAUGGCACGCUACGUUUCAAAGGGUGGCUUCAUGACAUCACGCAUCAAUUGGGCAAUUCAAUCAUCGGGGGUAGAUUAUUUACAUCUCCUCAUCGUAUCCAUGGACUACUUGAUUCGUCGCUACAAUAUCAAUGCCCGGCUAGCCAUCACCGUUCACGAUGAAAUCCGAUAUCUAGUUAAAGAUGAUGACAAAUAUCGUGCCGCAUUGGCAUUACAAGUAUCGAAUUUGUGGACGCGAGCUAUGUUUUCGCAACAAAUGGGAAUCAAUGAUUUACCACAAUCCUGCGCCUACUUCUCCGCGGUGGAUAUUGAUCAUGUUCUAAGAAAAGAAGUCGACAUGGAUUGUAUAACCCCUUCACAUGACACCGCAAUUCCUCCUGGCGAAUCAAUAGACAUCCAAAACCUUCUUCUCCAACCUACCGCGCGCCUCGAUCCUACCAUUGUCCCCACAGAUCCUCCAAACCCCUCCAUUAUUCCCUAUGAAUCCCGUAUUCCAGUCAUGGAAUCCCUUCAAAAAUCUACUGACUUAAUGUUCUUGAAAGCGCAAAUCACUUCUAGUGACCAAGAACUCAAGGAUAUUUUGAAGGAGAAGAAGAAAUUAGAUGGAAAGAACGCACCAGGGGAACGAAAAACUAGAAAAAAUGACGUUGUGCCAUAUCAUACGUAUGCGCACUUAAUGGAGGAACCCAUAAUGGUCAGCGAUGCGUUGAGAGUGGGAGAGGAGAGGAAAGGAGGCAAUGUACAAGAGAUUGGCAACCAUGACAAGAAUAUUCGCGUCAGCAUAGUCAUAUAUAUAUAUUGUUCGUCACCCAUCGAUGAGCAGACUUGA